AUGUCGCAACGCAAGGGUCCCUUUAGACUGGUCACGGUAAAUACCGCACCGGAGCGUGCGAAGAAGCUGAUCGGCCGCCUCAUCGAGGCUCUCAAAGAAGACUACGAUAUCGAGCACGUUGACAACUGCGAGAAUAUCGACGAAGUGGUUCCCAAGGUGACUCAGCACAAGCCCAACGUUUUGUUCUGCGCAUCCAUGUGGACACCGGAGGAGGCGGAAAAGAUCCAGGCCUUGGCACGCUCCGUUGUCCCGGACAUCAAGACGCACGCCAUCCCCACUGGCCUCCAGGUCAAGGAUGGGCCCGACGCCAUCGUCAACUACCUCAUCGAGAAGGUGCCGCCUCUGUUGGACGCGUAA
Molecule: messenger RNA, 357 nt
Organism: Parascedosporium putredinis
Lineage: Eukaryota; Fungi; Ascomycota; Sordariomycetes; Microascales; Microascaceae
Source: the annotation of a GenBank genome assembly